Molecule: messenger RNA, 5672 nt
Organism: Carcharodon carcharias (great white shark)
Lineage: Eukaryota; Metazoa; Chordata; Chondrichthyes; Lamniformes; Lamnidae
Product: F-actin-uncapping protein LRRC16A-like
Exons: 38
Coding region: 352-4692 (1446 amino acids)
Biological process (GO): regulation of Arp2/3 complex-mediated actin nucleation; cell migration
Cellular component (GO): lamellipodium; plasma membrane
Molecular function (GO): protein binding
Source: RefSeq, a predicted model, not a curated record
CUGAGGGGGUGGAGUGUUGCGGUUUUGUCCUUCCGCUUAGACCUGUCUGCGAUCAAUGUGAACGGCUGGAGGUGGAAAAUGUUGCUGGAGGGCUGAGGGUUUGGACAGCAGGAAAGCCGGUCGCUGAGGCAUAGGUACGCAAAGACGGCAAACGAAAAAGCAAAGGGGAGCGUUUAUCAGGAAGGAUAAUCCAGGGACACGCACAGAGAGAAGGUUACAUUGUGGAACACUGGGACAUGGCAACAUUAUAACUGGGCGAUAAUGUAACCGCUGAGUGCCCCUCACAACGCCAGCAAGCAGCCAGUACAAGCCAACUUUCACACAGAAGCACCGCCUCCUUUACUGGAAAACAUGACCGAAGACGCUUCCGAGGUUCCCAAGGAGCUGCUAGAAAGCGUCAGGGAUGUUAUUGGGAGGAAGAUUAAAAUCAUUUUGAAGAAGAAGGUAAAACUCGAAGUCAAAGGCGACAAGGUGGAAAAUAAAGUUUUGGUGCUGACAUCAUGCCGUGUUUUUCUUUUGGCAGCACGAAUCCCUACCAAGUUGGAACUCACUUUCAACUAUCUGGAGAUUCAAGGAAUAAAUUGCUGUAAGCCUGGACAGUUGGUUGUAGAAACUGAUCGAUGCACUUUUCCUCUGAAACUAACUUCAUCAGAAGAGGUGAAUGAAGUGGUGGGGAACCUAGGAUCGUGCCUCAAGAAGAUGCUCCCUGGUGUCUCCCCAAUGAGGGUAAUGAAAAAGGUAACAAUGGAACCAUCAGAUCGACUGUCAUCUCUUCAGGCAUUGUGGGAUAGCCAGAACAUUGCAGAACCAGGGCCUUGUGGUGGUUUCUCUCAGAUGUAUGCAUGUGUUUGUGACUGGCUUGGAUUGCCAUAUAGGGAGGAAGUGCAAUGGGAUGUGGAUACAAUUUACCUUACACAAGAUACCAGGGAACUGAACUUGCAAGACUUCAGCCACCUUGACCACAGAGACUUGAUACCAAUUGUUGCUGCGCUUGAGUACAACCAGUGGUUCACGAAGCUCUCCUCUAAGGAUCUUAAACUAUCCACAGAUGUUUGUGAGCAAAUUCUACGAGUUGUUGGUAGAUCCACACGUUUAGAAGAGUUGGUGCUAGAAAAUGGAGGCCUCCGAACGGAUUUUGCACAGAAGUUGGCCAGUGCCCUUGCUCACAAUCCAAACUCAGGACUUCACACAAUCAAUCUUGCCAAUAAUCCACUGGAGGACAGAGGCAUGUCCUCUCUGAGCAACCAAUUUGCCAAAAUUCUAAAGGGACUGAAACAUUUAAACAUGUCUAAAACCUCCUUGUCACCUAAAGGAGUGAACAGUCUUGCCCAAUCACUGAGUGCCAACCAACAAAUUCCUAACUCGCUCACGCACCUUGACCUCUCAGGGAACCUCCUCCGAGGAGAUGACCUAUCGAACUUGUACAGUUUUCUGGCUCAGCCAAAUGCCCUUUCUCAUCUUGAUUUGUCGAACACAGACUGUGCAUUAGAUAUGGUGUGUGCAGCACUUCUACGGGGCUGUUGUCAACAGCUGGCAUCUCUUCAUCUGUCUAAGAGUAUCUUCUCACACAGGAAGGGGAAGGAAGUCCCUCCAUCCUUCAAACUGUUCUUUAGCAGUUCACUGGCUUUGAGACAUAUCAACCUGUCAGGCACCAAACUCCCUCCGGAUGCAGUCAAAGCACUUUUACUUGGCCUUUCUUGCAAUCCUCAACUAAAGGAUGUUUCUCUUGACCUUAGCAAUUGUGAGCUAAGGUCAGGUGGUGCUCAGAUUUUAGAAGGCUGCAUUGCAGAAAUCCAUAACAUUUCAAAACUGGAUAUUUCAGAUAACGGUUUAGACUCCGAUCUUGCUACUCUUGUUGUAUGGAUGAGCAAGAAUAGAUCAAUUCGCCAUCUAGCCUUAGGCAAAAACUUCAAUAACAUAAAGUCCAAGAAUCUUGCACCUGUGCUUGAUAACAUCGUGCAGAUGAUUCAGGAUGAAGAAUCACCGUUAGAGUCACUAUCACUAGCAGAUUCAAAGCUUAAGACUGAAUUAACGAUAAUAAUUAAUGCUUUGGGAAGCAAUUCUUCUUUGACUAAAGUGGACAUCAGUGGGAAUGGAAUGGGAGACAUUGGUGCAAAGAUGCUGGGGAAGGCCCUACAAAUCAACACAAAGCUCAGGACAGUAAUUUGGGACAAGAAUAACAUAACUGCGCAGGGCUUUCAGGACAUUGCUGUGGCUUUGGAAAAGAACUAUACUUUAAGGUUUAUGCCUAUUCCUGUCAAUGAUGCCUCACAAGCAUUGAAAGCCAAUCCAGAAAAAACAGAGGAAGCACUACAAAAGAUUGAGAACUACCUGCUGCGAAAUCAUGAAACCAGGAAGUAUCUGCAGGAACAGGCCUACAGGUUACAACAGGGCAUUGUGACCAGCACUACACAGCAGAUGAUUGACCGGAUGUGUGUAAAAGUGCAGGAUCACCUCAACUCAUUGAGAUAUUCAGGUGCAGAUACUGUUCAAGAGGACGUGCGACUAGCUGAAAACUUCAUGAGAGAUGCCAAAAACUCCAAAACGCUGUUGCCAAGUCUUUAUCACCUGCGAGGAGCUUCUUGGGCAGCAGGAAUCAGUAGUUCAUCAAACCCCAUUCAGGACAAACUGGAAUCCAUGGCUGGAGAGGUCACUCGAGUCGUAGAUGAACAGCUCAAGACUAUGCUGGAGUCCAUGGUGGAUGCAGCUGAGGGACUGUGCCCUCACGUGAUGAAAAAGGCCCACCUGCGCCAGAAUUUAAUCGAGGCCAGCACCGAGAAAGUUUCCAUCCCUCGGACAUUUGUCAAGAAUGUUCUACUUGAGCAAUCAGGCAUCGAUAUUCUUAACAAAAUUAGUGAGGUCAAGCUGACUGUGGCAUCGUUUCUUUCUGACCAUAUUGUAGAUGAAAUUUUAGAAGCACUUUCAAGUUCACAACACAAACUGGCCAACCAUUUGACAAAGCGUGGAAAGCCACUACCACGACAGGAAUCUACAGAAAUAGAAGUGUUGGAAGAGAAGCCAACAAAGCGACUUGCUGUCACUGCUGAGGAACUGACCGAGUUAGAGAGGCUAGAAGAACUUGAUACCUGCAUGAUGACUCCAAAGUCGAAGCGGAAAAGUAUCCACAGCAGAAUGCUCCGUCCUGUUUCCAGAGCAUUUGAGAUGGAGUUUGACCUAGAUAAGGCUUUGGAGGAGAUCCCAGUCCAUUUUGAUGAGUCAGCUCCUGCUUCAAGUAUUUACAGCAAGCAAGAAAGGUCAUCACGGCCCAGCAGUAUGAUGACUGAACUACCCUCAGAAGAGGUAAAGAAACUGGAGCAUUAUACAAAAUCUAGACCCAAGAGGAACAAAAAGUUACCACCAAGCAAGACAGCUCUUUCUGCAGCAGAGUCCCAGGAGGGUGAACAGAAUGGCCUUAUGAGUAGAAUUGAUGAGGGAGUGGAUGAAUUUUUUACCAAGAAGGUAACACGAAUGGAGUCGAAGAGACUCUCACUAAAGAACUCAGAGUCCCUGGAUUCUGGUGAUUCAGAUGAAAAAAAGAGGAAGGACUCCAAAAAAACUAGUUUCCUAAAUUUAAUUAAAUCUCGGUCCAGCAAAACUGAACGGCCACAGACCGUGAUUGUGCCAGAAGAGCCAUCAUCACCCAAAGGAGUAAUGAAAAGUCCGGCCACAGACCUAACUAAAAGGGAAUCAAAGCAGGUGGAACAAAAUGGCAGCACAGAACAGCCAGAGGAGCACAAAACACCAGAUUCUGUGGAUGCUGUGUUUGAGGAUUCAGGAAAGGCAGAGAAGUCGGACAGCAAGAGCAGCCCACAAGGUGGCCGUUGGUACGGAGUCCAAGUUAUGGGCAGCGGACUCCUGGCAGAGUUUAAAGCUAAACAAGAAAAACGGGCUGCUGUGCAAAAGAAACUUGAAAAUGAAGCUGGAAGCAAGGAGUUGUAUGAAAAUGUGUCAAAUGCAGACCGUCUAGAUGAAACAGGUAGAGCCAAGGGCCAGCAAAUCCAAAAAGGGGAUCCCAGCUUGACUUCACCAGAGAAACUUACAAAACCUGAACCAAAGACUGAAACAGUGAAACCGAAGAGCUCCUCCACCACGCCUACCAGUCCAAAAAUGCCACCUCAAGUUCUCAAGCCCAGCAAUGUGGGACGUCCAAGUGUUCCUCAAAAGCCUAGGCCCAGCUGGAGCACAGAGGAAAACCCAGAAUCAUCAUUGGGUCAUAUUUCCCCCAAAAUUGCUCUGGUCCCACCUGUUCUUCGGCGAAUGCCAUCAGAUAAAGAUGGACAGAGCAGUCCUCCUUUCAGUGGACCCAGCAACUGGUCAUCUUCACAUGAAGAGCUAUUUGGACUUGAUAAUAGAGCUGACACAGAACAUGAUUCUGAAAUGGCAAAAAAUGGAGCACGUGUCAAAAGAACAUUGAGGCAAUCAUCAACAGGCGCAGUGAAUGAUGCAAGCGAGAUUGAGCGCAAGAAAUCACAGCCAAUAACUGUACGCCAAAGUUCUGUGUCGGAAACAAGUUCCAGGCAAAACCCACGCUCCGAAGAAAGUAAACUAGGCCGAUUUUCUGAGGAUCAAGAGUUGCGAGGGAAGGAGAAAAUGCCCAAGAGAGAGCGGCAGCAUUCGAAAAUGGAGGGGAAGAAUGGCAGCAAGUCCAGCGAUUCUGGAGAGGAAGGAGACAAAGACUACAUAUUUGUAUAGAGGCUUUUUGGGUCAGGAGGUUAUGCAGCACAAGAACACACAGUGAUACCAAGCAAUCAGGUGUAAAGAUGAUCACCAGCCAACCCUCAAAUUAAUACUUUAUAAAAGCUGGAAAAUGACAUUUAGAUUCCUGGCUUUUAAAACAAUCAUUUUAACAAAAAAAAAUUGAUUCUUUAAAAGGUUGUUUAUUACAUUUAAUUACUGCAUGCACAAUAUUUUUCUUUUAUCCCUGUGAUUCCGAUCUCUUCCCUUCAUCAUUCUUCCCUGCUUCCUGCCUGACAAGUUAACAUUCCUUUAUUUUAAGUUUUGCUACCAUGCUUGCAAAAGUUGGCAAUUUUUCUCAUGUACUGAAAUUCUGUAAAGCAGCUGUGUGGAAUACAUGCCUUGUACAAAGAUAUUGUAAACCAAGCAACCAAACUGGAAACUUUUAGGGUCGACUUCUAUACGAUGGAUAGCACGUUUACGGAUGUAAUCCUGUGUGCUUGUGUGUGUGUCAGAUGUGCACGCAAGAUGUAAUCCUGUAUGCAAUUGAGCAAAGUAAUGAUACUAACGGAGCACACUAAAUAAAUACAUUUGUAUAAUUUAUUAUAAAUAAAAAGAGGAGCUUGGAUAAGGGUUUGUAAUCUUCUAGCAGGGCAUCUUUUGUCCUCCAGGUGUACAAAUAGUCCAUUUCAGAUUACUAAAUCUGUUUUCACAAACAUUGCCAUAAGCACAAUGAGCAAGAAUUUUGGGGGAUGGUGGGUCCAUCAUGUGAGGUGUAACUUUUAGCAGUUUCAUGCUAAUGGACUGUUGGAACAGGGAAGUUUAUUUUUAUGUUAAUCAUUAGGCUAACUGAUGAUCUGUUUAUCUACCCACUUUUACAUCUGAAAUGGUUUAAUCAUUAUGCCUUCCAGUGGUAUAUAUUGCUCACUGUAAGCUAAUUCCAGUGUAGAGGGGAUUUCUUUCUGUAUAUAUUUGUACCAAUAAAGAGAAUGAUUCUA